AUGCCCGCUGACUUGGUCGAGCUCAUCGGCUGGCUGGUGCUCGCGGGCGACGACCUGCGCGGCUACGUCCGCUUCCGCUCCGUGUGCACGCACGUGCGGUCCAGCACACCAUGCCCGCGCGCAAAUGGCAUCGCCAUCCCGCGCUUCCACCCGCGACGGUGGACGAUGCUGCCCGAGGGCCACGACCUCCACCUUGAAGAUGGCCGGAUGCGUUUCCUCAACCUCGACACCGGAGCGUUUGUCCGCCCCCGGCUCCCUCUUCUCGACGACCAUCGCAUCAUCUGCCCGGUCGACGGCCUCCUCCUCCUGCAGCGGCACCGGCAACAUGAUAAUGAAAACGGCGAUGAUCUAUGCCUGCUUCACCCCUUCACGGGGACUGUUGCCAAGUUCCCGCCAAUCACGUAUGUCACGAUGAGCUUGGGAUCAAUACAUUGGAGUUCACGCAUGGAGCGUCCUUACUUGUCGCCAGGCAGGAUGACUGCCUCCUUGAGCAUUCGUGCUGUCAGAGUUCCUAUGCUCAUGAUCGUGCUUCUAGAUUUGUCGCGUGUGGUAUUCGCUACCACCAACGACAAGCAAUGGAGUUUCUCGGCCUGGACCUUCUCCCUGGAUAACAGCAUCAUAACAUCAUCUCAAGGCAAAUUUUACAUGCUGCAGAAGCCCGCGUCAUCGAGCACCAAUGAACCACGGAUUUUUCAGAUCGACCCACCUCGCCAUGAAAAGACGUCUGGAUUCAGCACGACUUCGUUUCAGCCACCCGAGGUGAUCGCCAUAUGUCCAAAGGGCAAGAUCCACACUCCUUUUGAACUGAUAGAAUGUGACUCGGAGAUAUUGCUCGUCGGUUCCAGCAGCGAGCACUCCAAGCGCAUGGUAGUGUACAACGUAGCGGAUCUCGUCCUCGGAAGAGUUGUCCCAUUGAAAAGCAUCGGGGGCAAUGCUCUCCUUAUUGAUAUUGCAAGCAGCGAAACUGUCAUCAGAAGGAGUCUGAGUGUCGGUUUUAAGGUUGUUCCUACCAUUACAGGUGACACCAUUGUACGCAGGGAUCCUACACGUUAUAGAUGUCUUGAACAAUAUCACCUCGGUAAUGGAACUUGGUCAUCAAGAGCGGUGGUGUGCGCCAAACAUGAUGUUCACGGGCGUUGCACUUGUGGCCUCAUCAACCAUAUGUACGGUGUCUGCCAUUGUUUUUGUUAUUAA
Messenger RNA from Triticum turgidum subsp. durum (durum wheat), 1194 nucleotides. The record is from the annotation of a GenBank genome assembly. NCBI's taxonomy places the organism in Eukaryota, Viridiplantae, Streptophyta, Magnoliopsida, Poales, Poaceae.